CAAACUCAUGCAAGCUAAGCAAAGAAGAGGAAGAGAGGGAAGGAAGGCUGAAGAGGAAUAAAAUAGAAUACCAAAGUCCAUCUAAAACAAGUUUCAAGUUUGAUAAAGUUAAAUAUGUCGGCGGAGAAGAACAUUCUUAUAUUUUGUUCUUUAUUUAUACUGCUGAACAAUUUUUCUGUCACAUUUUCUUUAAAAAAUAAAGAUGUACCUUGUCAGCAAUUAGGUUUGUGUAAGUGUUUAUUUCCAACUGGCAGAGGAAUUAACCUCAAUCCAGUCAACCAAAACUUGAGCACUAUAAUUUCACCUAGUACCAGAAUACUGCUUCAUCUUUGUGAAAAUGUUGGUUUUGGGAUAAAAAACAAUACUUCUUACAACCAAUGCCUGAAUAAUGUUUCGAUAUGUUAUGUAGAUGACAGUAAUAACCUGAGCCUCAGUCUUGGUAAAGCAGAAAAUUUGAAAUUUAUAACUUUAUAUGAACAUCAGCCUGAUCCCUUUAGUGUCCAAUUCCGUAAUGGAGAGAACACAACAAACAUUGUCCUCUUGUGUGACAACAAUGCUGAUGAUCCUAAACUUGAUUUCAAGACCAUAGAGGGAUCUACAUACAAUCUUCAGUUGGCGUCAAAGCAUGUAUGUGUUCACCAGUUUACAGCGGACGAGGGUCCACCAGGAACCCUGUCCACAGGCUCUGUCCUGGUGAUAAUGCUCUUGGUCUUCACUCUGGUCUACUUUGUGGGAGGAAUGCUGACCCUGCGGCUGCUGCGAGGUGCCGAGGGUAGAGAAAUGAUUCCUAACAUUGACUUCUGGAUGGAUCUGCCUUAUCUUGUUCGGGAUGGAGUUUUGUUUACACUCAACGGCUGUCGUCCCCCAGCCUCCUAUGAUAGGAUUUAAGAUCAUUAUUUUUGAGGUAAUAUUAGGUAACACUUAAAAGGCUGAUGUUCAAUGUGUUAAUAUAUAGAUUAACAUUUCUUAGUAUUUUUGAGAAUUACAUAAACAACUAAGUGAAAUAUGGCAACUUAUUUGUAUUCAGUGAAAGACAAAUCACCUAUUUUUCUAUAAAUAAUAAUCAAUUACAUUUUAAGAGAUUUUCUUGUAUUUGUGAAAAAAUGUAGAAUUGAUUGUAUUAGUUUGCUGAAGGUACUAUUACGUUUUAUUUAUUGAAAUUAAAAUUAUUUUUAAUAUAAUGCUACUAUUUGAGUUGUUAUUAUUUUGCUUGCCAUAUAAAUCAAAAUUGAUGUUACCUGUUUUAAAUAGUAUUUUGUUACUUGUAGUAUGGAUUUGUUGUUGCUAUAAGAUCAAUAAUUUUGUAGAGGGUUCUUUUAAUGCCAAAUAGCAAUUUUAUAUAUCAAACUUAAUAUUUUAAAAGGGUUUGAUAAAGUCAAUUCUUUUCUAUAUUUUAUGUACUCUUUUCUCAGAAAUUAAUGGUUCAAUUAUUAUGACAAUGUUUAAACCUAUAUAUAUAUUGUAGUACCUAUAUAAAUAUUUAGAAAUGUUUGAUUUUGUGUAGUUUGUUUAUUUGAAAGAAUUUUAUAAUAUAACAUAAUUUUUUUAUUAAAUUUGAAACUUAUUAUAAUGACUUGGGUUAUUGAUUGAAUGUGCAGCUGAAAUACAAAGGCUAUUCAGAAAGUUGAUUACAUUUCGUUCUAGCCGCUAGGUGCGAGACUAUAGCAGCAUUUUGAUGUCACGACGUUUCUCUGUUCAGUGGCUAUCCAGUUGUGCUAGUGAGAGGUUAUUGUUGCUCCUUGUUGUUUAAUAAUAGCAGUUUAAAAUGUGUGACACAAUUAUUGAUAAUCCCGCGAGUUGUGAAGUGCGGUUGGUAAUACGGUUUUUGUUGGCUAAGCAAAAUAAACCAAUUAAAAUUUAUUGUCAACUCUGUGAAGUUUAUGGGAACGAUGUGAUUGCUGAAGGUGGAGUGCAUCAGUGGUGUAUUAGGUAUAAAAAUGGGUGAACUAAUGUGUGUGAUAACGAAUAAAGUGGAGGACCAAGCAUUUUGACUCAUGAAAUUGUCUCUAAAGUCAAUGAGAAUGUUAAAGAAGACUGCCAAUUCACAAUAACAGAUCUCUCACUGAUUUUUCCUCAAAUUUCAAAGAGUUUGUUACUCAAAAGUUAGUUAUCAUAAAUUUAGUGCAAGAUGGGUACCGACCACACACAGCAAAUUAGACCUUAGAAGUCCUGGAUGCUUUUAAGUGGGAGGUGUUUCCUCAUUCGCCUUACAGUCCGGACCUUGCACCCAGCGACUACUAUCUGUUUCCAGCAAUGAAGACCUGGCUUGUGACACAACGCUUUGAUGACGAACUAGUUCACCUCUAUGAUAAGUGCCUAAAUUUGUAUGGUUGAAAAAUAGUAUUUUAAUGUCACUUUCAAAUGUAUACAUUACAAUUUUUCCCUUGUACUUUUUUGUUUUUAAACGUAAUCUACUUCCUGGAUAGCCCUUGUAUUUUUAUGAAAAUUCGUCUAUUUGUUCCUGAGAAAAAUCUACAUAUGGUAAGUGGGAAAAAAAUCAACUUUCAGGAAAUUAAAGUUAAAGACAAUAUGUAUAUAUGCGCGCGUGCACACACACACACACACACACACACACACACACACACACACACACACACAAAUCAUUUUGCUUGGUACACAUAUUACGCAACUAAUCUAGCAUUUAUGUAAUUCAGUUUUACUUUUAUUUGUAGACCUAGCAGAGCAGUUAUCAUUUAAAUCCAUUGUUUUCUUAUUACAUCCUCUAUAUGUAAAGUUGGCUGAACAGCAUAGGUCAACACAAUUAUAUAUUUUGAAAUCAGCUACUUCAUAAUGAUAUUUACAAGCUAUAUUAAAAAGUACUUUCAUCAAAUCGUUAUAAUUAACUAUUUUAUAUUAAGUUAGGUUAGGCUUGCCAUAAAUAAUAUUUUUUUUCAGUUAUAGGAAAUAUUCCUUAGGUUUCUCUUUUGACACACUACCACUGGUUGGUCUGGAAUAGCUGUAGGCUUAUCUUCCAAAACACCAACAACAGCCCUAAGCCUACUUUCAAAUUCCACACUCACGUACUUCUAGACAUCUGGAAUAACUCAAAUUCAACUAAAAAAAAAAUCUAGUUGACUAACUGGACCCCAUUAAAGGAAAACGAUCUAAAUUCUUUUGCAGAUUUUAAUUACUUCUCCGGGCAUUAUACCCGUGACUUCACAGUUGAGUCAUAGCCUUGUCCAACCUAUGUUAUUGUUUUGUAAUUUAACAUUGGCUUCCAAGUAUUUACACACACAAUGAACAGUAUUUAAUGUUGGGAGUGUAACAGAAGACUGUAACAUCGUAACGAAAACUUCAAACAUUAAUGGACAUGGGUUUUUAAAUAUAAUUUUAUAUUAACAUAAGGAUGAAGCUAUGAAUCUAUCAAAUAGUAUGUGUUUAUUACUUGAACCGAAUAUUUCACUUUAGUAAAAAUAUGAACAUAAAUUAUAAAUUAAUCAUGUUUCAUUUGAAAAAAAAAAAUAUUUUGUGUAAGACUUAUAAUUAUGACUAUGUCAAUAUGGAGAAGGGCAUGUAUAUUUUUGAAUUUUGUAGGUAAUCUAAUCAUUAAGGUAGAAAUUAGAAUUGGUCUGAUUCAAAGACGAUAUAAUAUAGAAGGCAAAAACCAUAAAUUCCAGUUUCUUUUCGGGGGUGUAGGAGGAGAACAAAUAUUCUAUUUAUAGUUAAAAAAAAUAAAAGUAUAUACAAUGGGUGCAUUUAAAAGUAAUUUAUUCCAGACCACUGUGUACACAACAAUGUUGAUAGGGAUGGAGUAGCGUAACCAGUGCAUAGAUGUGUAAUGGGAUUGUUACGAGUACUUUGCUGUUGUUAUAUAUUCCAGACUACUGUGUACACAACAAUGUUGAUAGGGAUGGAGUAGCGUAACCAGUGCAUAGAUGUGUAAUGGGAUUGUUACGAGUACUUUGCUGUUGUUAUAUAUUCCAGACCACUGUGUACACAACAAUGUUGAUAGGGAUGGAGUAGCGUAACCAGUCCAUAGAUGUGUAAUGGGAUUGUUACGAGUACUUUGCUGUUGUUAUAUAUUCCAGACCACUGUGUACACAACAAUGUUGAUAGGGAUGGAGUAGCGUAACCAGUCCAUAGAUGUGUAAUGGGAUUGUUACGAGUACUUUGCUGUUGUUAUAUAUUCCAGAUCACUGUGUACACAACAAUGUUGAUAGGGAUGGAGUAGCGUAACCAGUCCAUAGAUGUGUAAUGGGAUUGUUACGAGUACUUUGCUGUUGUUAUAUAUUCCAGACCACUGUGUACACAACAAUGUUGAUAGGGAUGGAGUAGCGUAACCAGUCCAUAGAUGUGUAAUGGGAUUGUUACGAGUACUUUGCUGUUGUUAUAUAUUCCAGACCACUGUGUACACAACAAUGUUGAUAGGGAUGGAGUAGCGUAACCAGUGCAUAGAUGUGUAAUGGGAUUGUUACGAGUACUUUGCUGUUGUUAUAUAUUCCAGACCACUGUGUACACAACAAUGUUGAUAGGGAUGGAGUAGCGUAACCAGUGCAUAGAUGUGUAAUGGGAUUGUUACGAGUACUUUGCUGUUGUUAUAUAUUCCAGACCACUGUGUACACAACAAUGUUGAUAGGGAUGGAGUAGCGUAACCAGUGCAUAGAUGUGUAAUGGGAUUGUUACGAGUACUUUGCUGUUGUUAUAUAUUCCAGACCACUGUGUACACAACAAUGUUGAUAGGGAUGGAGUAGCGUAACCAGUGCAUAGAUGUGUAAUGGGAUUGUUACGAGUACUUUGCUGUUGUUAUAUAUUCCAGACCACUGUGUACACAACAAUGUUGAUAGGGAUGGAGUAGCGUAACCAGUGCAUAGAUGUGUAAUGGGAUUGUUACGAGUACUUUGCUGUUGUUAUAUAUUCCAGACCACUGUGUACACAACAAUGUUGAUAGGGAUGGAGUAGUGUAACCAGUGCAUAGAUGUGUAAUGGGAUUGUUACGAGUACUUUGCUGUUGUUAUAUAUUCCAGACCACUGUGUACACAACAAUGUUGAUAGGGAUGGAGUAGUGUAACCAGUGCAUAGAUGUGUAAUGGGAUUGUUACGAGUACUUUGCUGUUGUUAUAUAUUCCAGACCACUGUGUACACAACAAUGUUGAUAGGGAUGGAGUAGCGUAACCAGUGCAUAGAUGUGUAAUGGGAUUGUUACGAGUACUUUGCUGUUGUUAUAUAUUCCAGACCACUGUGUACACAACAAUGUUGAUAGGGAUGGAGUAGUAGCGUAAACAGUGCAUAGAUGUGUAAUGGGAUUGUUACGAGUACUUUGCUGUUGUUAUAUAUUGUCUUUAAUAAACCACUUGUGUUCCAGUUUGUUUUGUAGCACAUAUGUAGAGUUGAUUAUGAAAACAUAAACAAAUUUUUUAAGGAUAUUCACUUGUAAAUUAUUUCUCAUACUAAACAAUUAACUCAGAAAGAUUUCAAGAGAUAUGUUGUAUUCCUGUAUUAAAUAGUGGACUAAUAUUCUUGUAGCUAUUAUUUCAGAGCAUUCGUACUUCGAGCCAAUUUUAUUAUUACAUUAUGAGUUAUUCCAGUUGGUAUUAAUAGUCUAAUAUUAAUUUUGCCUACUUGUAAAACUGUCUUCCACACUAUAUUAAAUAAUUAAUAGGCAUUGCCUAUUACAUAGAUGUAUGAGAAAGACCUGAAAAUAACAAUAACUAAUGUUUUAUUGCCGAGUCUUAUAGACCAAGUAUUACAGAACAUAGAGACAUAUUCAGUAAUGGAAACCAGCUAGUAUUUUAUACUUACAAUAAUAGCAGCAAAAAAAGAUCUAAACUACAUUUUUUUCUAGUUAGUUCUAGAGUAGUAGUGUAUUGCAGGAUCUGUUAUAUUUUGUUUUAUUAAUGCAGAUGUUUUAUUGUGUACAUGUUAAUAGGUUUUAGUUUUGGUUGUUUUGUUUUAGUCCUGUAAGAGUGUGUUGGGGUUUUCAAGACUAUAUAUGUUUUUUUUUAAACAUGCAUAGUUGUAAAUAUAGCUAACCAAAAUAUUUUCUCUUAUUGAUUGAAUGAUACAUAAAUCGUGAUGGUAAUGCUUAUGUGUGCGCUAUAACAAAUGUCAAAAACAGUAUCGCAUCAGCUCAAUAUUAUUUAGACGAUUGCCACUUGGAUAGUUAAGAGUUAAACUCAAUUCUUAAUUGCAUACAUAAUCAAGAUAUUCAAGUGAUUCUGUUAAUGUAGUACAAUGCAGGUGACGAUCUAAUGUUUUUGUGUUUUUGAGAUAACAAUUAGACUGUUAUAACGGAACUCAUAUCAUUCAUGUUUAUUUUAAUAUGCAUUAAACCUAGUGUACAAAUACUGUUUGAAACGUUAUGCUAGUCUUAAAUGUUAUAUUUUGUAAUAAAGAUAUUGUUGUAAAUUUGUACAGUAAAUUUUAUUUUGUAAGCUUC
Homalodisca vitripennis (glassy-winged sharpshooter) is the source of this 6376-nucleotide messenger RNA. RefSeq lists its product as uncharacterized. The record is from RefSeq and is a predicted model, not a curated record. Gene Ontology annotation, cellular component: trans-Golgi network. The coding region runs from base 115 to 888 and encodes 257 amino acids. The transcript has 6 exons. Lineage: Eukaryota; Metazoa; Arthropoda; Insecta; Hemiptera; Cicadellidae.